AAGAAAAGUUUUGCUUUUAAUAGGCUCAACUUUUUUAUUACGUUUCCAGAGUUCAUGUCUUACGAAAUGGCCGCUUUCCAAUUUGUGACGUAUAGGAUGUGUGCACCUUUUAUGCAAGGCCAAUGUGUACAAUAACAAGGGCGGAAAAAGAAAAAAUGUGGAAACAAUCACUACCCAUUUCACCAAAGUUUGCCAGAAAGCAAAGCAACCAUGCUUUCGAUGUCAGAAAUCCAGCUACUACAACUCAAACCAAAACGCAACUGAAACCAGCAAAACACAGAUUUAUAUAUCAACUCGUGUAACCGCCUAAUACGUGUUCCUUUUAACCGUUUUAUUUUCUUGUUUCACUGUCUUUCUGGGCUUUCUAUUUGCUUUAUAACUGGUGAAGUAUUUGAGCAGAGAUAUGCACAUACAUGCAUACAUGGAGAUUUUGAUUAGACGUUUCCUAACUAUUGCAUGAGAAUACCUCGUCAGACUUGAGGGGUCUAAAUUCGAAGAAAUGGGGUGCCUGCUAUCGACGCCAGAUGUUGCAGGGGAAACCAGAAGGACGCCAAAAAAUAUUGGGGAGAUUGUAGUUUUUGUUCCUGGACUGAGAAUUCCUAUGCCACUUGAUUUUACUCAACCACUUGGUGAUGGAUUAUCCAAGAGUUUGGUUGAACGCCUAUCUGCACUGAGAACACGUAUAGUGGUCAUGGCAGGUCAAGAAGCACCUAUGACUAGUAAGCAAAGAAGAACAGCGACGCAACACGGAGGUUCCACGUUGGCUGAUCUGCAGCAGGCUCUUGAAGAUUACUUGCCAGUUCUACUGGGGCUAGUUGAAAAUGGUAACCAGCUAAAACAUAACUUGCAAUUCUGUUGGGUAAAUCAGGAAGAUGAAGUGGAGGAGACUACCAUGUCAGAUUCUUGGUAUGAGGUACUAUCAGUUUUGCAAUUGAUGGCAAGUCUAUCAUUGUCGCAGGCCAAUUUAUUGCUUCUUCCUAACACAUCUGCUGAUGGUUAUCAAUCUAAAGUAUCAGAAGAGUGCAAACGAGCUUCCAUUGAUAUCUUCUUGAAGGCAGCCGGAUAUCUGGAUUUUGCAGUCCAGCAAGUUCUCCCCAAGCUACCCUCAGAACUUAGGAAGGAUUUGCCAUUAGACCUGACAGAGGGAGUGCUUAAAGCCCUUUGUUUGCAAGCAUUAGGCCAGGGUGUUGAGAUUCAACUGGGAAUGGCAAUUGAUAGUAUCAAGGCCACACUGGCAGUGAAAAGGAGGCUAGCGUGUGAGAUGGUUAAAUACUGGCAUCAGGCUCAGGAGUACAUAAUGGACCUUCCUCUAGCAAAUGGAUGGGGAGAAAAGCAUAAGCUUUUCAUUCAGUGGAAGCAUGUUGAAGCUAAGGCUGUUGCAUACUAUCUACAUGGAUUAAUCCUUGAAGAAUGGAACGCAGAAAGGUCAGCUGAGAAUGCUGCAGCGGCUCUACGUGCAGCAGAAGAGUAUCUCAAAGAAAGCAAAAAGGCUUGCGAAUCCUUUCAUAUGACACCUCCUUCAUCCUGUAAUCCUCCUCUCUGGGGAGCUAGCAAGUAUCUUUCUGAGAGGAUUCCAAAAGACAUAUCAAGCAAAACAUUCCAUUGGGAUUCACAAAAUCAUGAAAUGAUUUUGCAGUUAGCUCCAGCAUUGCCAGACUUUGUUUUGUCCCUAAAACCUGAUGAUUAUCAGCUUCCUUCAAUGGAUCCUUCAUGGAAUGAUUUACAAGUCCAAAAUUUGUUUCCUACCAAGUGAAGCCUCAUAAAGACAUGAAAUGUGUACCCAAUAUUGAAAAAAAAAAAAGUGUAAAACAUCAUAUGGAUCUUAUCAAAGUAAGUUUUUGAAUGUAUUUCGAUGAUCUUUGCAUUUUCGUAUUCUU
Molecule: messenger RNA, 1877 nt
Organism: Theobroma umbraticum
Lineage: Eukaryota; Viridiplantae; Streptophyta; Magnoliopsida; Malvales; Malvaceae
Source: RefSeq, a predicted model, not a curated record